Messenger RNA from Mya arenaria, 4798 nucleotides. RefSeq lists its product as uncharacterized. The transcript has 13 exons. Gene Ontology annotation, cellular component: extracellular region. Gene Ontology annotation, molecular function: chitin binding. Bases 641 to 3853 code for a protein of 1070 amino acids. The record is from RefSeq and is a predicted model, not a curated record. NCBI's taxonomy places the organism in Eukaryota, Metazoa, Mollusca, Bivalvia, Myida, Myidae.
UUUAUAAUCAUUAUGGACAAUGUCGUAUUACAAAUAAUUCAUUAACGUGUCAGAAAUAUUGUGGAGAGUUGAAAGCCGUUUUUGUUCUAAUGGAGAUUUCUUUAAUAUUAUGCAAUGUAUUUAAGGAAUAAAAGUCUUAUAUAUAUAUGUUAAAAUAUAGAUACGUUUUUUACAUACCGCAGACGGCUGUGUCAACGUUUUAUUGUAUUGUUUACUGGCGUGGAGCGUUAACUCAUGGUAAACGUACACGUUAAAUAGUUAAAUAAGAAACUUAGCUGCAAUUGAAGAUAGAAUAUUAUAGGAAAUUACCAUAAGUUAUAUUUGCAGAAAGAUAAAAUUUGCCUCGAAAGAACUUACUUUGCUUAGUCAAAGAUUACAAACGUGAAUAUACAGUUUUGGACUUAUACGUGAUAUCGAAGUAUAAAGACGAAUUUUAAUUGAUUUGAAGUAUGUUAUCAAGGAGUGUAAUAAUGGGCAAAAUGACCCAACUGACAUUAUCAUGGGUUUUGUAUUUGGUAUAACACAUCCACAACAACAACAGCAUCAUCGACAACAACAAAAACAGCAACAGUAGAAGCAGCCGUAGCAGGUGCUACAUUGAGUGUGUAAGACGGAGCAGAUAAUAUUGCAAAUCUAAAACAUGUCUGGCAAGACGAACUUCAGAGACCGCGCAAACUCUGAGCAGCCAUCUACCCGUUGGCACAGAAGUGACAUUCUAGGAGCGAGAACGUUUUCGUUGCCUGAAGGUCACUCGGACGACGACCCUGACAAGGUGAGACAUAAAACAAGAAGGUCAGCGUCAGACAAGGUUGUUCGACCCGGAAGGAAUGGCUUGCAUGCCCGAGAGUAUAAUGCAAUAUACAAAGACAAUGCAGCUCACAUUGUGUCCAAGAAACUGCCGUCACAACGAUUGGAUGAUGUAAAUGAAGAUUCAGAAUUCAGCGACAUCCGUCAUUCUCACGCCAGAUAUCCGCAUCAUGGUGUACAGAAUUCAUAUGACAUGGAUUACAAUCUGGUACAAAACGGUAAACAUUCUGGUGAUAUAAAUAUUUCUGACGGUACUAUGUUCCACACAGAUGCCAGUAUGAUACACCCUGUUGGCAAUGGUAUUCAUGGUAAAAGUGAUGAGAUAUAUAACCAUGAUCUCUCUUCAAUGCAACAUUCCCAUCCGGACACUUUUGCUCACAGACAUAGCAACCACAGUUUAUCGGAUGCGGAAGGCCAAAGUAGAGGCAAACAUCAUAAAACUAGCGGUACCAAACGGCCGCAUUCGAAAUCCCGGAAGUUUAGUAGUAACCACGACAACGGGAGGCGGAAGUCGUCCAAGUCCUCGACCACCUCAUCUCGCUCAAACUCGCGAGCGUCCAUUGACGAUGACUUCAGGUACAUUGAUAAAGGACAGAAGAGCGCCCCUCCUCCACGAUGCACGAAAAAGCGUCUGACGCUCGUGAUUGGCGGGGUCGUGCUAGUGGUAGUAGUGAUGUUGAUUGCUGCUGCUGUUGUCAUCACGCAGUACACGAGAAAUAAUGGAUUUGAUGAGGCAGCGCGAAAAAAUAAUGGAACGAUUGAUGGAGAGACACAUUUUCCUUUCCCUUUUCUUAGUACAACAACAACAUCAUCAUCAUCAUCAUCAUCAUCAUCAUCAUCAUCAUCAUCAUCAUCAUCAUCAUCAUUAUCAGCAUCAUCAGCAUCAGAAUCACCAUUAUUAACAUCAGCAUCAGAAUCACCAUUAUCAGCAUCAGCAUCAGAAUCAUCUUCCUUUUCAUCAGCAUCAUCCUCGGAAUCUUUACCAUCGUCUAUGAAUCCAUCGUUUCCACUUCCAAUAUUAAUGACACCGUCCGCAGCAACCAGCACCAAGAUUGGGGAAUCCAAUACCUCAACAUCUAGACCUUUAGUGACACAAUCUUCAGUGAUAUUUCAUCCGAUGGAAACGUCAACUAGACGAUACCCACAACCAGAUAUUCAAGUCACUGGUGCCAUCACAAACGAAGACGGAGAGCGGGUAGAAAUAACAUGUCAAAUAUCCCGGGUGCAGACACAGGCCAUCCAAAAACUAACUAUUGAACACACCCAUACAGGAGCAGCCAUGUUUGGACUUAGAGGAGACAUCUUAUCCCAAUCCUGUCUGAACGAUUCCUUCCAAGACGUGAAAGCGACGAUGUGUUUUGCUGUCAAAAAUGGAGAUUUCACGACAAAAUUGUUUCUACAUCGACUAUCAUGCACCCAAGACGGAGAGUUUAGAUGCUCGGUGGAGUUUGAAAACCAGCAAGAGUACUAUAGAAGUGGCGUUUUGAAAAUUACAGAAGCCGCUACGAUGCCCGUGUUGGAGAUUCCCGACAACCUUGUGGAAGACCAGGAACCAGAAACGCCUGUCAAGUGCUCCGCCCACCUUGGUUACCCUCCAGGGGAACUUCAGUGGUUCAUUAAAGGCAGGGGGGUAUCAAAUUUUCUGCCGGUCGCGGGUUUUACGGUGGAGAAUUCUGGGGAGUGUGGACAGAUCGUGACAACAUCGCUCUAUUACACACCGACAAGGGAGGCAAACGGCUCUCUCCUCAAGUGCGCAGUUGUCGGUCAUACCUCAAAACAAUCCACGGAGUUGGUAGCUGUACAGGAAAUAAAGAUGUUGCCCAAGGGUCUUUGCGCAUCAGUGAAGGAGGGAAAACGAAUUGCUCACCCAAUCACAUGCUCCAAGUUCAUCCUGUGUGGGCGCGCAACUUACAGCAUUGGGGAGUGCUCGGGAGACAUUUGCUUUGAUGAGAGAAAUGACAUGUGCGGCCGAAAAAGCCUCGCGAUGACCAGUGUGAUAGCGUACCUGAACGAGGGUGUUACACUGCUGAAGUGUCGCCUCAACUACCUCGGUCACACUCACUGGCGCAAUAUCACCGUGUCCAAGCAACUACAGGACGGGGACAGCUAUAAGAUUCUAACAGUGACGCGUGGAGGGGAUACAGUAGUGCACGAGUCUCCCAUGUCGGGCCGCGUGUUUACCAACGUGGACGACGUGAGGCCGUACGAGGCGGAGGUCUCCAUGUGGAUCUACGUGCUCACAUGCGGCGACAAGGGAACGUACACGUGCAGCACGGACCCGGAGCUCGGGAUUCCUGUUUCCGCCGGAACACUGCAGAUAUACACCAAACCGGAAGCGCCAAUUUUGUCCAUACCGUCCGCCAUAGUUGAAGGCGUCGGGUUAAGCCAUCCGUUCACGUGUUCCGCCAACGUGGGCCAUCCCGUCGGAAACAUAACUAUACUCAUCAAACGUCCCGGUGAGACUUACUUCCGGGACGCCGACUUCACAGUCACCUCAGAGCGAGAGGACCGGAAUUGUUCCACGUAUAUCCAGCGCUCAUUCAAGAUUGUUCCCCGGCUCGAGGACAACGGGAUGCAGGUCCGGUGCGAAGUUGGAAAUCUGGCGACCCUGCCGCUGGGCUACUCGCUAACGACGUCCGCCACCGUCCAUGUUGUCCCUGGAAACUUCUGCGCUGUUCACGGCGACGAAACUCCACACGCCCACCCUUACGACUGCCAACAGUAUGUUCAUUGCACAAAGACCCAAACGUAUGUUCAACGAUGCGGAUCAAAGUUUUGUUUCAGCUCUCGAACACUUAUGUGUGACGAGCCGUUACCGGAGGAAAACCACGAGUUGGACCCUUCACGACCAUGUGCACCUGACAAGAACGGCGUAUAUUUCCCCCACCCGGUGCUAUGUAACAAGUUUAUCUGGUGUGUUCAAGGGCAAGAAAUCAUUCAACAUUGUCCAUUGGGCACACUUUAUAUCAACGGAGGACAGUGCACGUUCGAACCUCAGAGAUCCAUGUGUUAUACUGACCUCAAUCAAGCCAAGUGGAACACAUAAACAUUAAAAGUCUCAAGUGAUGAAGAACUUUAUCAUGGAAAUAAUACAAUAAUGUCCUUAAAAACGAUAGCCGCUCAAGUGUCAUAGGAAUUGCAAAUGUAAAUGGCAAAUGUGUCAAGAACAAAUUGUAUUUCUUUAACUGCUAUUGGGUCUUUAGGAAUUCUUAUUUCAGCUUGAACUGCAGACUUUAAAAUGUUGUUAAAAUGUACAGCCUAGAGCAGAGGUGGAAGGGUAUUUAGAUUUGCUCAAAUCUGCAAAAUAAGGGAAUUUAAGGCAAACACGUUUACACUAUUUUGCACUGAAAAUGACUCGCUCAUGUUUUUGGACCAAAAAUAAGUUAUCCCGGAAAUGCGUCUGAAAACACUUAUUUUAUCAUUAUUUUACUCUGUGAUAUCGAAAUUGCAUAAAAAAAUACAGUGGAAGCAUAAAAAUGUACUUGGUUUUAGUGGGGUUCGGAUCCACGCCGCUAAAGUCAAGAAAAAUUUAGAAGUCAGCCGACUUGUCCACACGGCCACGGGGGCUUUAACAAACGAUACAUUGAAAACAGCACGUAAUAAUGUCAAUCAACCAAUCACGCCGUAAUUAAGUUUCAAUCGCAUUAUUAACGCUAAUGAAAAUUGUGGUCUUUAAAAACGAUAUUUGAGCAAAUAUCAACAUUUGCUGAAGGGUUCCAGCUUUUGGUAUUUUGGUUUUAACACUCCUUAUGAUUUGCCACAUUUUAUUUCGUAAUUAAAAAAAAUGCAUUUUACAAACCAUGGGCGAGUCGCUUUUAAUACACCUAAAUUAAGAAUUCGUACAGACUCAAAUCGAGUUACUCUACAAGAAGUCUAUGCUUGACAUUCCGCGAAGAGAAAUACUAGACAAUCACCUAGGUAAAGGGAUUUUAUGAUAUUUAAACAUCGCCUUGCUUUGAUGUUAUUUUGAAUAAAAUGAUUUACAUUCCGA